This is a messenger RNA of Pantherophis guttatus, 584 nucleotides long. Lineage: Eukaryota; Metazoa; Chordata; Lepidosauria; Squamata; Colubridae. The record is from RefSeq and is a predicted model, not a curated record.
GAGCAUGACCAGUCAAAGCUACAGUGUUUAUAAUGCUGUCUAUGCUGUGACACAUGCUUUGCAUGCCUUUUAUUCAUCCAGAAGGAAAUAUGGAGCAGUGUUGAAUAGAGAUCACCCAAGGACUUCUAAAUCACAGUAUUUUCAGCUUUACCAUUUCCUAAGUCAAGUCUCCUUUAACAACAGUGCCGGAUACAAGGUGUCUUUUGACAAGAAGGGUGAAUUGCUAGAUGGAUUUGACAUCAUCAACUGGGUUACUUUCCCUAACAAAUCCUUCGUGAAAGUAAAAGUGGGACAAAUGGAUCCUCAAGCCCCAUCAGGCAGAAGGUUCUCCAUCAAUGAAAGAAAAAUCACAUGGCAGGCCCAUUUUAACCAGACUAUACCUCUUGCUCUGUGCAAUGAUCAUUGCCCACCAGGUUCCAGAAAGAAAACGAAGGAAGGGAAGCCAUUUUGUUGCUAUGGUUGUAAUACUUGUCCAUCAAGAAAAUUUUCAAAUGAAAGAGGACCCCCAUUCUCUGACCGAUCAUUUUAUCAGAGUCUUCUGGGAACAAGCAUUUAAAUGCUCGUUUCCAGAUUCUGCAACAGAC